Molecule: messenger RNA, 2124 nt
Organism: Miscanthus lutarioriparius
Lineage: Eukaryota; Viridiplantae; Streptophyta; Magnoliopsida; Poales; Poaceae
Source: the annotation of a GenBank genome assembly
AUGGCCGAUGUGCUGAGCUUCCUGAAGACGAUCUUGGAGGCCGGGUUCAAGGUAACGAGCGCGCUGGAGAAGGCCGACCACAAUGCGGAGGACUGCCGCAGGAUCCGUGAGCUCCUGCACACACUGAGUGCCAUCGCCAAGUACCUGGAGCUGGAGGACAACACGAUGGGGGACACGACGAAGGGCCUGGAGGAGGCCCUCCAGCGCGCGUCCAAGAUCGUCAGUAAGUGCGAGCGCAAGACCUUGGUGAGCCGUGCCUUCAAGGCCGAUGACAUCGCCGAUAAGCUGCGCGGGGUUUGCAUUGAUAUUUUGCUGAAUUUGAAUGCGGUGCUCCUUGUCAACGUGGUCGACAUCAAGAAGAUUCUUACCCAUAAUAGCUCAAUGUUGGCCAAGCUUUUGGAAAUCUGUGCUGCUUAUCCCGAUGUUCAUCUGCGACGACGAGAGAUGGAUAGAUUGGUGCAGACCUACCUUAAUUCAACUGAUAAUACUAGGUCUCAAAAUAAAAACAAAAGGAAGACAAAGGAAACAGUUGUUGCCAGACCGGAAUUUAAGACAGAGAAAGACAAUGCACCAAUGGAUAGCAAGGUGCCACGUGCUUCCUUAUCAGACGGCUCAGACAAGUCUAUUCCAGUGAAAAGUGUGAUCGGACAAGGUGGCCCUAGCAUUGUCAACAAGGCACAUAGCAGCAACCCAACUGGUGGUGAUGGUUCUAGCAAAAAAAAGAAAAAGGAGAUAAAGAGAGUAGAUGGACCUAACACUACAAGGCCGCAAGUUAAGAUUGAGACAAACAAUGAACCAGCAGAUAGGAAGGGGCCACGUGCUUCCUUAUCAGUUUGCUCAGCCAAGUCUACUGCGCUGAAAAGUGUGAUUGGUCAAGGUGGCCCUAGUAUUGUCUACAAGAUCAUAUCAAGAUUAUCCGAGAAUAUGACCGCGGUGACAUCCAUUGACGUACACCCCACCAAGACAUGGAUCGUGAUGAGUUAUGAGGGAGGGAAGGUUUCCAUUUGGGACUACCAGGAGAAGAAAACUGUGAUGGAGUUGCAGGUCAAUGAGGUGCCAGGCAAGUUUGCACGUCUCGCGCAUGACAUUUCUCAAAACUUCAAAGAGACGGGUGUCCCGCAUUCAGUUUGUUCAGCCAAAUUUAUCGCUCGAGGGAAAUGGCUGGUAGUGGGAAAUGGUGAUGGAUACAUAUAUGUCUACGCUUGCACUGACACUAAACUGAAGGAGGCCAAGAAAUUCAGAGCUCAUGGCAACUCUGUCGACUUGUUGGCUGUCCACCCAACCAAGCCGUACCUUCUUUCAUCAUCUGCUCAUGGCAAAACGAUCAAGCUUUGGGACUGGAGCAGUGACCCUAGCAUGGACUGGGUGCGACUUAAAACAUUUGAUGUGAAACCUACAUAUCCGGAUGGAGUGCACAGUCUCAAGUUUAAACCAAGGGACACCAACACUUUUGCUUGUGUUACCUAUGAGAAUAAAGUAAAGGCUGGGAACAUUGAAAAUUCUUCCCGUCUUACCACCAAACUGAUGGGGCCAUUCAAAGCUGAUUAUUGCUUCUCUCACAAUCAUUUGCACUUGAUGGUUACUUUGAGCCCAACAUCAGCCGAAGUCCAGAUAUUGGAUUUGGAGACAAGAAAAGUUUAUCACACUCUUAGCCUGGGUGGGCGCAAAAGCAAAACAACCUGCAUUGCUUGCCACCCAACGCUUCCAAUACUGGUUACCACGUUAGAUGACGGGACUGUAUGUUUUUGGGAUGCCAUUACCUACAGGCUUGAGCAAACAGUUCAGAUUACGGACAGCCGUGCUCUCGAUUUGGUUUUCAUCGCCGAUAUUAAUGACACGGCAAGGCUCGUUGUUAAGUUUGAGUCUAUGAUGAUCCACCACGGGAUGCAAGCUCUAUUGUGCUUCGGCCUCGUCGAGGCACUCGUUGGUUUCUACGUGUCGUGUGACCCUCCACAUCGCCGGGCCAUAGGCAUGACAACUCUUUGCAUCUCCCUGCUGCCUAGGGGCGGGUCCAACGUGCGGGCCGUGGGGGCUCAAGCCCCCUACCCGCUAGAGCUCCAGGAAUUGAAAGAAGAAAAGGGAGAUGAAGAAGAAGAGUGGACGCCGGAGAAAGAAGGGAUAUGA